This is a messenger RNA of Aspergillus udagawae, 387 nucleotides long. Its product is annotated as cytidine deaminase family protein. Gene Ontology annotation, cellular component: cytosol. The coding region runs from base 1 to 387 and encodes 128 amino acids. The record is from RefSeq and is a predicted model, not a curated record. The transcript has a single exon. Lineage: Eukaryota; Fungi; Ascomycota; Eurotiomycetes; Eurotiales; Aspergillaceae. Gene Ontology annotation, molecular function: cytidine deaminase activity; zinc ion binding.
AUGCCCCUCACUACCGAUGAAACCGCCCUCGUCGACGCCGCCACAUCAACUAUAACCAGCAUCCCCAUCUCAGAUACCUACAGCGUUGCCAGCGCCGCGCGAUCUUCUGACGGCCGCAUCUUCACCGGUGUUAACGUCUUCCACUUCAACGGCGGGCCCUGCGCCGAGCUCGUUGUCCUGGGCUGUGCAGCAGCGGCUGGAGCCACGCAUCUAACGCAUAUCGUUGCGGUUGGGAACGAGAACCGAGGCAUUAUGAGUCCGUGCGGACGCUGUCGGCAGACGUUGAUUGAUUUGCAUCCCGGGAUCAAGGUGGUUGUGCUUGAUCGGGGGGAGCCGAGGACUGUGGCGGUGGAGGAGCUGCUGCCGUUUGCAUAUCUUGUGGAUUGA